Scomber japonicus (chub mackerel) is the source of this 1132-nucleotide messenger RNA. It is a transcript of the gene abraa, whose product is annotated as actin binding Rho activating protein a. Gene Ontology annotation, molecular function: actin binding. Gene Ontology annotation, biological process: positive regulation of transcription by RNA polymerase II; positive regulation of Rho protein signal transduction. Lineage: Eukaryota; Metazoa; Chordata; Actinopteri; Scombriformes; Scombridae. The record is from RefSeq and is a predicted model, not a curated record. The coding region runs from base 71 to 1132 and encodes 353 amino acids. Gene Ontology annotation, cellular component: sarcomere. The transcript is spliced from 2 exons.
UCCGGAUAAACUACAAACACUCUGCAAGCUCUUCGUUUUCCAGCAGAUCGAAACAAACAAUCCAGUCACAAUGAGUAGCGGUGGGACCUCCACAGUUGCACCACAAGAGCCUCAAGCUUUCAAACGGGCGGUGAGGAAGAUAAAAUGUGCUGCUAUGGUGGCCAGCUUGGCCAAAAGCUGGCAGGGCUGGGCCAAUGAUCACUCAGGCAAGCAGGACAGCAUCCCAAGUGGCUGGAUGCCUUCAUCUAUUGAAGACGAACACUCAAAAGAACGCAACAAUGUGGUCAAACUUGCCGUCACCCCGCGUGUAAUCACAGCAGACGAUGGCGACAGCAGUGACAGUAUGAUCCGGACUACUUCUAUAACCAAGACAGUCCAGCCAACACGCAGCGAGUGUGGCAGCGAUGUGGUCAACGCUAUCAAAGGCAAGAUGGAGUCAGCUCCCGAGGAGAGUAAGCCGUUUCUAGGCAACGAGUCGCCAACACGGCGGCGCCAAAUGAGGGCUCUGCAGAGUGGAGGAGGAGUCAUCCAAGACAAGAAGCAGAUGCUCCAGGAGAAGAAGCUGGGCUCGAGGAGCAGCAGUUUGGAUACGGAGGACAGCGGGCUCGGAGAGGAGGCCGGGCUCAGCGAUAAUAGCGAAUCAAAAACUGAGCAGAGUGACAUCAAGUUCAAGAAACAGGUUAACAAGCCCAAGAUUAAGAUUGCCACUAUGGGCGACAUCAAAAGCCGCUGGCAGCAGUGGUCCGAGGAGCACAUGGUGGGUCAGAAGCUCAACCCCUUCAGCGAGGAGUUCGACCACGAGUACGCCAUGAACCAGCGCCUCCGCAAGGGCGACAGCGGCUACGGCCGACCCAAAGACGGCUCCAAGACGGCCGAGAGGGGCGACAGGGCCCAGAAACACAUCCACAGAGAGAUGGAUGAGAUGGUGUGGAUUAUCAGAGACAUGGGCAUCACGGAUAAGGAAGGGAGAACCGUCAUUUCCUUCGGCCGCCUCUUCGACCGCUACGUGAAGAUCUCAGAUAAGGUAGUGGGCAUCCUGCUGCGCUGCCGCAAACACAAAAUGCUGGACUUUGAAGGGGAGAUGCUGUGGAAAGGACAAGACGAUGAUAUUAUCAUUACGCUGAGAGACUGA